AAUCGUACAAAACCGGAAAGCGGCAAACAAAGCCACCGGCGUGCUAAGUUUGAGCGUCUCUGUUGUGUGUUUGGUGUGACAUGUUCCGCAUUACAUUUAAUAGUUAAAAAGAAUAUACACUGGCUGGGACAUUAAAGGACAUAUUGUUUGCUUGUUGUUGCUGGAAUUGAUUACUGAUUACUAAUCCCAGAACAAUGCCAGCAUCACACUUCGGCUGGUCCAAUCGUGCUCAGGUGUUUCAAGUUUUUGGCAAUAAACGUAAACAUGAGUGGACUGAAGCAGGUGACAGAGAAUUGCAGAUGGAGGCGUCUUCUAAGCGACAAUGUCCUGAACCUACAGAAUGUGGAGAUGCCAUGAAUGAAAUGUUGGAGAUUAAUCAUAACUCAAUCCUGCCCACAGAUGCACCUGAACAGGAUACAGCACUUACAGAAUGUGCAACCUUGAGUCAGGAGCAAAUACACCAACUACAGCAGGCCCAACUUCAACAAAUUCAAGAGCAGCAACAACAACAGUAUAUGCAGCAACAACAGCAGCAACAUUUUCAGUCACUGCAGAUGCAGCAGCAACAUCAGGCACAGCAGAUGCAGGAAACGUUCAACCCAGAAAUACAGCAGCAACAGCAGCCUCAGCCGUUAGACCCCCAGUCUAACAACACAAUGGUAAUGGACCUUUGUGAUGAGACAUACUCCACCCCACAGUUGGACAGAGAAACACAGUCAAUGUACAGCAACAUGGACUCCGACUUUGUGCCAAAUCUGCAGCAAUAUGGGUUAGCAUUUUGUGGAGACAAGUGUUUGUAAGUUAUGGUGGAGAAUGGAACCCAGCAUCAGGGAGAAUCCGGUGCUACUGCAAGCAGUCAUGGGAAGGAUUGAUGGAAAUGAGACCCUAUGUGUCUGACUACUACUAAACACACCUCACAAGUCACCUAUUGUACCUUCAAUGUCACGCCAAUCUUUGUGUGUUUCACUCAAAACUGUCCACCAAGUGCAAAUUUAGGCCAGGCCACUAUUUUCACUUGUUCUAUUUCAUUAUUCCUGUCUGCGUGUCACAAAAAGUAACAAGGUUUGAAAAGUAAAGGUUAGAAAUGGAUAAGAUGUUCUACAGAUUGCAACAUUUCAUUUUCAUGUCAAUGUUCAUAGUCUUUUUACCUGAUUUAACAUGGAAAAUGUCUAGUCUCUCUUUGAUAGUCUGUUGCAUUAAUUGAUAUGGCUGAAAUAUUGCCGAUGUGACGCUAAAUAUUAACUCACUCACUCACUGUUGCAUUAAUUGUUAACCUAAAGAAUGUACUUUACAUAUUGUGACCCUUCUGAGGGCAGAUAGGUUUAAUGUGUUCAAUACUGGAUAUCUUUCAACUGAUACAAGUCAAUGAUGUACAAAUAGACAGCUGAUAAGUAAUGAAUCUUCAUUAGAGGCACAGUUUAUUCAUACAAGAGCUGGUUUCACUGUUGUGUCAGCCCAUGACAGAUACUUGGAAGUAUUGAAAUAGAAACUUUCAUGGAAUGACUGAUAAUUGCCCUGUUUCAAGCAUAGAAAAUUCAAAGAGUUAAAUAUUUCGUCAUAGAAUCUCAUACUGAAACAACUUUUGGUUUCAACAAGUUAUUUUUGUUGCAAUAUAUUUUACAGUUGGUUAGUUGUACAACUGCAAACUAUAUGUUUUUGAUUCCUCAACAGAAUUCACAUAUUUUUUUCAAGAAAGUCUCAACAUAUAUCACAUAUUUCUUCAAGAAAGUCGUAUUUUGUAAAUGUCCUGGUAUACAAAUUGAAUCUUACCAGUAUACUAUUUCUUCUUUUGAAUCUCCAUGCACCAUUUUUGCAUGAUUACAAAAUGAACAAGUCCAUUAAUUUUACAUAUUUUCCACUGACCAAUGGGUCAUGAAUUGACCUGCGUGUUUGCUAUUGUUAGCUACAUUGUGAUCAUGUAUAGUGUUAUGGCUUUCAUAUCAAUGUUAGUGCCUUACUUGUUGACAUAAUCAUAGAUCCUUCACAGAACCUGUCAUCCCUCUACAUCGCCAGGGUUGCAUUUCAGUAAACCUACACUAAACCCUGGAUUAGACCCUGUAAAGCUCGCAAUUUCAAAUUACCUGCCCUUGAAUUUCAUUUACAUUAUACUGGCCAUUCAUAUUUUGAGAUAAAGACAAAGGCAAUGUUUUAGGGAGGACUUGGCACCACCAGUUUUAAUGAAUAUGAAGCAGAGGCCCAGAUAAGCUGCGUAUCUGGGUAAAAUAUGCAUAGAACAUUUCCAAUUACGCAUUGAAAAAUAAUUGUUGCGUACCAAU
Molecule: messenger RNA, 2276 nt
Organism: Haliotis rubra (blacklip abalone)
Lineage: Eukaryota; Metazoa; Mollusca; Gastropoda; Lepetellida; Haliotidae
Product: forkhead box protein P2-like
Exons: 6
Coding region: 195-800 (201 amino acids)
Source: RefSeq, a predicted model, not a curated record